Molecule: messenger RNA, 683 nt
Organism: Triplophysa dalaica
Lineage: Eukaryota; Metazoa; Chordata; Actinopteri; Cypriniformes; Nemacheilidae
Gene: nmu
Product: neuromedin U
Exons: 10
Coding region: 1-555 (184 amino acids)
Biological process (GO): regulation of smooth muscle contraction
Molecular function (GO): neuromedin U receptor binding
Source: RefSeq, a predicted model, not a curated record
AUGAGGAGCAGCCAAUGUGAAAGCGGAUCAUCUCACAACACGAGCGGCAGUCCGAGAGAUCAGCACCACAGCGCAAUGAGUCCGGUACACAGCUCCAGCCUGAUGCUCGCACUUCUCUUCAUCUCUUUGAUACCAGUCACCAGUAGUGCUCCAGUACUCUUGAAUCCAUCCUCAACAGAGGAAGACCAGUUACUUACCCAGAUAACAACCCUCUGCUCAUUCUACCUAUCUGCAGACCCAUCCUUUAGAACAUCUGAGGCCAUGGAGGACCUGUGUAUCCUAAUGCUGGGAUCACUGCAGAAAUCUAAGGAGAGCACAGCUCGAGAGACCAGCAAAAGGUUUUUAUUUCAUUACACUAAACCGCAUGGUGCUGGACUGUCAAAUGGGAUGUCCACUGUGUUGCACCCUCUUCUGGAACUCAUACCCCAGCUUAACAGAAGAAGAAGCAGGAGAAUGAAAUUAAAUGAGAACCUUCAAGAGCAAGGGCGGAUCCAGAACAGAGGGUACUUCCUUUAUCGGCCACGAAAUGGAAGAAGAUCUGCUGAGUAUGUGUAAAACAACAAAGAAUUCAGUGCCAACAGACCCCAUCCUACAGAUGUGUGAUCCAGAGCAAGAUAACCUGAACGUCACUUCAUGCAAAUCCCUGCGACCUCCCUCUGUUCGAAUCGUGAUGUUGAAUGUAC